CCAUCUCUCUUGGUCCUUUUAGAACCUCCUCCAGGGGCUCUGCCUCUUCUCACCUUUCAUCGAUUAAAGGCGAGCUCCUCCCCCUCUAGGGUUUCCUGCUCCCCAUCUUUCUCCUCCGCUUUGCCCUCCUCCAUUUCAGUAUCCACCCAUCUAUCUAUCUAUCUAUCUCUAUCCUAAUCUAAUUCAUUAUACCACUGUUGUUCCUCAUGGAGGAGUUCUCUCAGCUAGGAGGCAGUCUCUGGGGAGGCAUCAUGUGCUCCGCGGCCUCGAAACCUGCAACUGAUCAUGCUGCAACGGUCGCUGCGGCUCCGCCGCCGCCUACUUCCGGAGGCACCGCUCAUGCUUCCGUGUUUGACAAGGCCGGCGGUGGGUGCGGCAUCGCCGCCCCGACACUCCUCGCCGGCCACCAAAACUCAGCGGCCGCACUUCUAUUCCAAGGCAAGCACGAGGGAGGCGUCGGAGGCGCCUCCUCCUCCCAUUUCCCUCCCGCCUCCGACAUCGACGCCAUCAAGGCAAAGAUUGUCUCGCACCCCCAGUACUCCAACCUCCUCACCGCUUACAUCGAUUGCCAAAAGGUCGGAGCUCCGCCGGAAGUGGUGGACCGGCUCUCGGCCGUGGCACAGGAGCUGGAGAUGAGGCAACGGGCGAGCUUGAUCUGCCGGGACACACACACAGACCCCGAGCUGGACCAGUUCAUGGAAGCAUACCACGAGAUGCUGGUCAAAUACAGGGAAGAGCUGACGAGGCCAUUGCAGGAAGCUAUGGAGUUCUUCCGCAGGGUCGAGUCUCAACUCAACUCCCUCUCCCUCACCGAUGCCUCCCUUCGCAUCUUGACAGCAGAUGAUAAGUUUGGGGUUUGCUCCUCCGAAGACGACCAAGAUGGUAGCGGCGGCGAAACUGAACUCCCGGAGCCGGACGCGUCGGCCGAAGACCGCGAGCUGAAGCACCAACUCCUGAAGAAGUACAGUGGCUAUCUGAGCAGUCUGAGGCAGGAACUGUCCAAGAAGAAGAAGAAAGGCAAGCUCCCAAAGGACGCGCGGCAGCAGUUGCUCAACUGGUGGGAACUCCAUUACAAAUGGCCAUACCCCUCGGAGACGCAGAAGGUGGCGCUGGCGGAGUCGACUGGGCUCGACCUGAAGCAGAUCAACAACUGGUUCAUAAACCAGAGGAAGAGGCAUUGGAAGCCCUCGGAGGACAUGCAGUUCGUGGUGAUGGAUGGCUACCACGCUCCGAAUGCUGCUCUGUACAUGGACGGCCAGUACUUCAUGGGCGACGGCCUCUAUCUCGGACCUUGAGUCGAGAUCGAUCUCGAUCGGUUAUGUUACUGCAUCAGAGGCCUUGUCCUCCUAACCGAGUAAUUAUUUGGGCAAGUUAAUUAAUAACUAGUUUUAUAAGCCCUCUGUCUGUAUUAAUCGCAUGCUACACUUUGUCGUCAUGCUACUCGAUCGCUAGGUCUGUGUACGUCGUCGUUUUAAGGUGAAUGCUCUGUUUGUAUAAUUAUUUAAUCUCGUAAUUUUUAGUGUCUA
This is a messenger RNA of Zingiber officinale, 1526 nucleotides long. RefSeq names its product homeobox protein knotted-1-like 6. NCBI's taxonomy places the organism in Eukaryota, Viridiplantae, Streptophyta, Magnoliopsida, Zingiberales, Zingiberaceae. The transcript is spliced from 5 exons. Gene Ontology annotation, cellular component: nucleus. The record is from RefSeq and is a predicted model, not a curated record. Gene Ontology annotation, molecular function: DNA binding; DNA-binding transcription factor activity, RNA polymerase II-specific. Gene Ontology annotation, biological process: regulation of DNA-templated transcription. Bases 207 to 1295 code for a protein of 362 amino acids.